Messenger RNA from Paramecium sonneborni, 1638 nucleotides. The record is from the annotation of a GenBank genome assembly. NCBI's taxonomy places the organism in Eukaryota, Ciliophora, Oligohymenophorea, Peniculida, Parameciidae.
AUGAAAUUGUCAAUACGUAGAUCCUUACAUCAUCACAAACAUGAUUGGGAAGAGCAGCCUUGUGAUAACCUUUCUAUUGAUAGUCUAUAAAGUAAAGAAACACUUAAAAGUUAUAUUAGAUGUUUAAUCAGAAAUAUUAAAUGAUGAACCCAGUCCAUUCUCACUUCCAAUAUUUAUAAUACCACUAAUCUAUGCCAUAUUUAUCCUAAUUCUUAUGAUUCAAGUUUACCAUUAAUAACAACCAUAAAAAGAUCCAUCCAGUGCUUCUGCAACAUUAAAAACACUUUAAGAAAACCUAGCUUCAUCUCCAAUUCUUGAUAUUUAAAAUACCAUCCAAAUUAAUAGACUUCAUAGACAUUAUUAAAGUUGUCCAUAUGGAUUUGAAAUUACUACUAUUGGUACUUGGGAAGGAGUCAAUUCAGGUUAUCAAAUCAUAUUUAUUAUAGGUUGUCUAUGUUCAAAUGGGGAAUUAAAAGAUAGAUCCUAUUGUUUUACUCAUUUCAAAUCCGAUUGUCAAAGUGUUCCUUAUUAUAAGAGAUAAUAAUUUCAAUAUUGGAAAGGGGAUAUGUUAUGUGUUUAAUUUGCUAAAAAAUGGAAAUGGGUCGGUAAUUAAGAAUGUCCAUCCAAUUAUUAUAAAUGUCCUGCUGGAAUUUGCAUUUAAUCAUCUAAUUUAUAAUGUCCACUUACAGAUUUAAUUGAAACACAAACAUAAACUGAAAAAUAGAUUAAAAUUGGGUCAAAAUAUUUCAAUAAGUAUCGUAACGGUUCUACCCCUUUAAUUAAUUUUUAAAUUGUUCCUGGUGUUCAUCCAAACUCUAUGUGUUUUAAUUCUAAAGUAUAACCUAAGUUUUAAAGUGGUAAGUAUUAUCCUUUAGCAAUCGUUCCAGAAUAAGGAUGUGAUAAAUACGGAAACACAUUUAAUUACUCAAAAAUAAUUGAUUCAGAUUAUUAAUUAAAUGUAUAUGAUGACAAUGAUUUUACUAAUUUCUAAAGCAUACCAUAUUUUUUAGAUUAUAUCGAUAGUAUUGACACUUACACCUUAUAAUUAAUUAGUAGGAUUGCAAUAAAUUCAACAAAUCCAGAAUGUAAUAUUGUAGAUCCAAAUAGUAUUAAAAAUAUGAGAUUGCAAGGAGAAAUUAUCAACUCUUACAGUCGUUAUGUGAGUAAAAUUUCAAUAAUCUUAACAACUGCUUUAUUAAUAACUUCUUUGUUGUUUUAUUUACUUAGAGAUGUGACUUUCAUCAGUGUAGAUUUUACGAAAUUUUAACAUAUUGAAUAUUAAUUGAUUAUAACCUUCAUUUUAUGUAUGAGUAAUAUGGCUUUGGGUAUAAUUUAUUACACAUAAGCUGAUGGUUUAAAAGGAAUUGAUGGUUAGAACAGGAUAUUCCAUGAAUAUCAAAAAUAUAAUUGUUUUACAGAUGAAGGAAUUACAAUAGUAUUUAAAAUAAUUUAAAAUCAUAGGCUGUUAAAGAAGUUAUAUCAUUUGCAGAACAUUCAUAUUUAAAUACAGAGCCACUUGUGAAAGGAUGUUUUUAUGGAAGUAUAUUCUUCAUAGUAAUAAUAACUGUUUUAUUAUUUUUACAAUAUAAGAAAGUAUCAUAAUUCUUUGUUAAACCUUGGAAAAAAAAAUAAAAUUGA